AUGAGUAAACGAAAUUCUUCAGAGUCGCAGGACGAACGGCGAAAGAAACCACAGGAAUAUAUGAACGACUAUCUUUCUGACAAUAAUAACGAUACCAGGUCCCAAAACUCAACCCGGGAUAACGGAUCGCAGGCCUCUAGAGAUAACGCCUCAUCGCUUCCCAACAGCAACAACAAUAACAAUAACAAUACGAAUAACGAUGACCGCUACAUUCCUUCCCGGGAUUUUGCUCCACAACAUCGAAUCUCUGCUUCUGCGUCCUACGUCCCGCGUCCAAGAAGCGGUACCAACUCUGGCAGUAAUAACAAUAAUGACGACGGCAACUACUCCAACACGCAGGUAGUGCCCAAUACACAACAGCCGUCACGGUCCAAUUCUGCAGCCCAUUCUACGGGCCACAGGAGCAGAGCCCAGAGCUCACUGUCCAACUCCAACAUGAACAUUCGAUCGCUUAGGUCAAACACAAAUGAAUCGGGUCAGAAGGAUGAAAUCGAACAGCCAACCGCUACUGACGACCCGCGUGAUACGGAUGUACCGCUCAAUAUCAAGCCCAAGACCCUAUAUCAAAACCCACAAACCCCCACGGUUCUUCCUUCCACUUACCAUCCCAUCAAUACAUGGACUACGCUCAAGCAAACGUACUUGAAAGAGUUCCUUGCAGAGUUCGUAGGCACUCUGGUGAUGAUCUUUUUUGGAUGUUCCGUUAUCUGCCAGGUAAGGACUGGUCAGCAGCAACAGAGGGUUGUAUUUCUUAAGGAACUGGCGGGUUCGUCAGAUAUCCCAGCUGAGAAUAAGAUCUCACUGUUACAGUAUCUGGUGCCAGUCGAUGUUUCGGGUACAUUUGACGAUAUCGCUUUGAUCUGGGGAGGUGCUGUUGUCAUGGGAUAUUUUGCAGCUGGUGGCCCUGCCCUUUCAGGUGGACAUUUAAAUCCCGCUAUUACCUUGAGUAACUGCGUCUACAGAGGGUUUCCUUGGCGUAAAGUGCCCAUUUACUGGGCUGGACAAUUACUCGGUGCUUACGUCGGUGGUUUGGUGGUGUUCAUGUACUAUAUGCCUGUGAUCGAGUAUGUUUAUCCCGAUUGGACUGGCAACGAGACUGUGUUGAGCAUGUUCUGUACUUUCCCCCUCGAAUACCUGUCACCUUCUCGUCAAUUUGUCAGUGAGUUGGUGUCCGGCGCCAUUUUACAAAUCUCAAUGUUUUCGCUGACAGAUCCCUACACUUGUUUGAGAUCCGAUUUAUUUCCACUUAUGCUGUUUGUGCUUAUUUUUUGCUUGAUCGGUGCCAGUUCUCUGCAAACUGGUGCAGGGUUGAAUCCUGCCAGAGAUUUGGGUCCUCGUUUGGCUUUAGCAACUGUAGGUUAUGAUGGGAGAAUUCUCUGGAAGGGUCACCAUCAUUACUUCUGGGUGCCUAUUGUAGCGCCAAUGGUAGGAGUCUUACUCGGAGGUGGAAUUUACGAUAUUUGCAUCUACCAAGGUCACGAAUCGUUUUUGAACUGGCCAUGGUCAUUGGUUAAGAGUAAGAUCAAACGAUUAUGGAUAUUCCGCCCUCGUUUUUAUAGAAGAGAAAGGGACAACAACACAGAUAAUGAGAGUGAUUGGGAUUACGACAAUGAGAGCGGUCAGCAAAGUCAACACGAUUCUGAAUAUGAUGAAAGUCCAAAGACAGGGUUUUUCCCCGAGUCUGACGCACAAAUACAGAAACAGGUUCAAUUCAAAAGCAUGUCGAAGAAUUUCAAUGGCAAGAGAAACCCCGUUUCUGGAAUUCCAACGAUUUUCGAAGAGGGCGGUGACAAUGAGGAAGAUGACGAGAAUGAUGAAGUCGGAGAUUUACCAGCAGACAACAAACAUCGCAGGCCGUCUUUAUCAAAGAAUAAAAAUAGGUCUAGCGAAAGAAAAGCUAAGCGGAAUUAA
This is a messenger RNA of Lachancea sp. 'fantastica', 1911 nucleotides long. The record is from the annotation of a GenBank genome assembly. Lineage: Eukaryota; Fungi; Ascomycota; Saccharomycetes; Saccharomycetales; Saccharomycetaceae.